Mangifera indica (mango) is the source of this 1790-nucleotide messenger RNA. RefSeq lists its product as uncharacterized. The record is from RefSeq and is a predicted model, not a curated record. The coding region runs from base 165 to 1790 and encodes 541 amino acids. The transcript has 3 exons. Lineage: Eukaryota; Viridiplantae; Streptophyta; Magnoliopsida; Sapindales; Anacardiaceae.
UGGAAUUUUUAUUCUCCUUUCCAUAAGACCUUUUAACCUUUCUUUGAAAUUUAAAAAGUAAGGAAGCGAUCUGGCCCACCACCAUUGAUCGCGACAACCGAGGAAAAAGAGAGAGAAAAAAAGCCACAAUUGCUGUAACUUAUUCAACAAGCAACACAGGAGGAAUGUAUGAACCAGGAAACCCUGAACUAUCAUGUAAAAAGCAAAGUAACAUGGGUGAUAUAAACCCCAUUCAACAAGUUGCCAACCAUCCUACUUUCUUACCAGUACCCCUUCGCUUGACAAUGUCAACCUUUGGUUUGAAACAUGAUUGCAGCUUAGAUAGACCAAACCACCCUUUGAGUCACUUGAAAGGACAAGCUUUUAAUGGAUAUGAAACUGGUGCUUCCAGUUUAUUCACUGAUGUCCGUGGGAAGAACAUUAGUUCUCCCAUGGACAUGAAGCAGAUUGGUGAGAUGGUUCAUUCUCCUCAACAGGCUUCUGCUUCAACUGUCACCAAAUGCUCUAGUAUAGAUGGAUUUUCUCUUGUUGGAUCUUUAGAUGGUGAACAAGUACAGGAUUCAACUUUGCAGAUCCCACAUCUUCUAGAGAUGAUUCCUAAAGUCCCAAAUAAUCUACCCAGCCUGGACAUGGAAUAUCACCAACCAUAUGUGCAGUCUGAUAAGCCUGAUGAGGCCAAUGAACAAUGUUACAUCAGUGAAGAAGUUGAAUGUUGUAAUUCAACAGCAGCAGGGAUUCAAUGUAGGAAGAUUAUUCCCCCAUCAGGAAAAUCACACUUAUUUUGUGCUGCUUCAGAGGAUUCUGGGCCUUUUUCUAGUUCCAACGGACAUGCUCCAUCAAGUAAUCUGUUGUGUUUUUCUGUUCAGCAUAAGAUUUUAUGCGCAUAUAUCAAUUACAAGAGUUCCAUGGUGCCCAUAGGGGAUUGUCAAGUUUCUUUUGUGAAUUAUCUGCAUUCAAAAAUAUGUAAUGCUCACAUGUGUAGAUGUGAACGUUUCUACCUACUCCUAUCUCACUUUGAUAACUGUCACUCAGUUGAGUGUCAUGUUUGUGGACCUGUUCGAUGUCUAUGUGGUACUGGUAAACUUUACCACGAAUUUAAUAAAACAAAAUGGAAUUUCAAUGAUAGAGAUUUUGGUGAGCCUAACUUCAGAAUGGACUGCAUAGAACCUUCAUCAAAGCGUCUGAAAGCAGAAAAAAAAUUUUGCCCCAGUUCCCAUGAAAUCAAAUUUUCUUCUUCUUGGGAUCCAAUGAAGGUUCAACCUUUUUAUUCUGGAGCACUUCCACCCUUGCAGCAAUGGCCUGAUUCUCCUAUAUCUAUUAAUUCUGAGGUCAGGGAGGUGGACAGGGAACUGUUGAUGAACACUGUACAAGAUUCUAUUAUUGAUGGAGAGAAUGGGAAAGAUGUUGCUGGCAAUUGGUGCAGGUUGAAUGCCCAGAGUGUUUUGACUCCCCAGGAGCAUAGUGUUGGUAGUAAAGUGAAGCAGAUGGACCUUGUUAAUGAAAUUACACAGACUGAUUCUAGCGGGGUAAGCAUCAGCACUGAGCCUGUUCUCAGAGAAGAGCUUAAUUCUCAUUGUAAAGGGGAUGUACCAAUCUGGUCUCUUGAUCAGAACAAGGCAAAGAUUGAAGAUGAACUUGUUGCACCAAAAAAUAAUAUUGGAAUUCAGCUAAAGUCACAGAAUCCCAGGAUAAAGGGUGUUUCUUUAAUUGAAUUUUUCACUGCAGAACAGAUAAGGGGGCACAUAUCAAGUCUUAGGCAGUGGAAUAAUCAGGUUUUUACAUCAUCUUGA